CCACGUGGAGACCACGCCCAUCAAUUAAUAAUCCCUUUCUUUCUUUUCCUCCCUCGCCUCGUGUGCAAAGAUGGCUGACACAGCUACUCUAAGAACAAGAAAAUUUAUGACAAAUAGGCUAUUGAAAAGACGUCAAAUGGUACUGGAUGUACUCCAUCCUGGGCGUCCUAAUGUACCAAAGAAAGAGCUAAGAGACCAGCUGGCUAACAUGUACAAGACAACGUCCGAUGUUGUCGUCUGUUUUGGUUUUAGAACUGCCUUUGGCGGUGGAAAGUCCUCGGGCUUUGCUCUUAUUUAUGAUAGUAUGGAUGCAUUGAAGAAAUUUGAACCUCGUUACAGACAGAUACGGCUGGGGCUGAUGGAGCCAAAGAAGGUGACCAGGAAGCAAAGGAAAGAACGAAAGAACAGACAAAAGAAAGUUAGAGGAACCAAAAAAUCCAAAGUUGGAUCUGGCAAAAAGUAACCAAGAAACUGAAAUAAAUGUUUUGAGAAUAUUAAUAAUUAUUAAUAAUAAAAAGGAA
This is a messenger RNA of Amphimedon queenslandica, 521 nucleotides long. RefSeq names its product 40S ribosomal protein S24-like. Gene Ontology annotation, molecular function: structural constituent of ribosome. Gene Ontology annotation, biological process: translation. Gene Ontology annotation, cellular component: ribosome. The coding region runs from base 71 to 463 and encodes 130 amino acids. The record is from RefSeq and is a predicted model, not a curated record. The transcript has 5 exons. NCBI's taxonomy places the organism in Eukaryota, Metazoa, Porifera, Demospongiae, Haplosclerida, Niphatidae.